Molecule: messenger RNA, 2823 nt
Organism: Lodderomyces elongisporus
Lineage: Eukaryota; Fungi; Ascomycota; Pichiomycetes; Serinales; Debaryomycetaceae
Gene: HMG1
Product: hydroxymethylglutaryl-CoA reductase (NADPH)
Exons: 1
Coding region: 1-2823 (940 amino acids)
Biological process (GO): coenzyme A metabolic process; ergosterol biosynthetic process; isoprenoid biosynthetic process
Cellular component (GO): endoplasmic reticulum membrane; peroxisomal membrane
Molecular function (GO): hydroxymethylglutaryl-CoA reductase (NADPH) activity; protein binding
Source: RefSeq, a predicted model, not a curated record
AUGUUCAGCGCCAUCUCUGCGGCAAUAGCCAAAGCAGCGGCAACUAAGCCGAUUCAUUUUAUCGUGAUUCCAGCAUUGCUUGCGUCGAUUGCUUAUUUGUCAAUUGUGGAUGAUUAUAUUCCAACAUCCGAUGGAAUCGAGUAUUAUUUUAGUGAUAGUAAAAAGAGUAGCUUGAUCGGAUACAGCUCCAGCUCUAGCUCCCGCUCUAGCUCCAACAGUCAUGGGUGGACCCCAUUUGAAGGGGAUAUCAAUGACUAUAAACAAAUCACAUUGGUACCUGUAAGAUUUAGAAGCUUCCAUUCGGUUUCCCCAGCUCCCAAUUCCGUGUAUGUGCACGGAAAUGAGCAAGUGCUCAAAGUUGAAGGAGAUAUGGAAACAAUCACUAUUGAUGGAGAAACUUGGAAAAUGACCAGUGGACACAUGAAAUACUAUGAUUAUGCGAGAAGAGGCUACUACAAGAUUCUUAGCUCAAUAAAACAAGCUGACAAUUUCGAUAUCAUUCUCAUUACUGUUGCUUAUAUUGCAAUGUGGUAUACAUUGAUUAAAGUGUUUAUUGAUAUGAAACAGUUUGGUUCUAGAUUCUGGCUCGCAUUUUCGACCUUGGUUUCUUCAACUUUUGCAUUUCUUUUUGCAUUAUUAUUAUCCAACAAAUUGGAUUUAAAAGUGUCAUUAUUGAGCCUUACUGAAGGCAUUCCAUUCCUUGUUUCUAUAAUUGGCUUUAAACAUAAAGUAUCUAUUGCCAGCGUUGUGGCCAAGGCAUCAACUGCAUCUCCUGAAGAUGUGCCAAAUAUCGUUUCACAAGCAAUCUCGUCGCAUACAUUAUCCAUGUUCCGUGACCAUGUUGUUGUUGUUGGUGCUUUAGGUGCAUGUGCUGUUUACGCCAGCCACAUUAUCCCCUUGAGAAACUUUUGUCUUCUUAGUGCAUUCAUCUUGUCGAUUGAUUUGCUUCUCGUUCAUACAUUCUUUGCUGCCAUUCUUGCUUUGAAAAUUGAAAUUAAUCGUGCGAGAAGGACUGAGGAUAUGCAAGAGGUUUUGGAAGAAGAUGGUGUCUCGUCUCUUGUUGCUGCAACUGUUGCUGAACAAUCAUCAACUAUUGAAUAUCCAAACGAAAAGAAUUUCUUCCACACACACUCCAUUCUCUCAUUUAAAGUGAUUAUGACUAUUGGAUUUGUUUCAUUCCAUUUGUUCUGGUUGGGUGGCUCGUGGAUGGAAAGUCGUGGUGCGGCAACUGCGACUGAUGAUUUACUUCAACAUAUCCCAACAUAUCCAGGAACAGUUCUUGUACUUCUUCCACCAAAGUUUUAUGUGCAUGGUUUUGCGUCACAAAUUGAAGAUUAUAUUUAUCUUGUGUUUAAAACCAUUAGUGAUGCAAUCAAGGAUAGUUUAAUCUCCAAAUUCCUUCUUUUUGGUUUUGGUGUUUCCAUUGUUUCCAACAUUUACUUUCUCAAUGCCUCGCGUUACCAAGUCACUGCUACGAAUAAGCUCAUUGAGUUUUCCAAACCAAAAGAGCCAGUCUUGGCCCAUACGGCUGAGGAACGUACUAGUUUGCUUAAGGAAGGCAAGGUAGCCUCACUCAGUAAUGAUGAAGUUACCGCUUUGGUUACCAGUGGAAAACUUCCUCUUUAUGCGCUUGAAAAACAACUCGGUGACAACACUAGGGCAGUAGCAGUGCGUCGUCAAGCGAUUGAAACAUUAUCGAAAACCAAACUUGAUCGUUUACCUUUUGCCAACUAUGACUACGACAGAGUGUUUGGUGCUUGUUGUGAAAACGUUAUUGGAUAUAUGCCACUUCCUGUUGGUGUUGCGGGACCACUUGUUAUUGAUGGUAAAGAAUACUUUCUUCCAAUGGCAACCACCGAAGGAUGUCUUGUUGCCAGUACGAUGAGAGGUUGUAAAGCAAUUAAUUUGGGUGGCGGUGUUCAAACUGUUUUGACUAAAGAUGGUAUGACUCGUGGUCCAUGUGUUAGAUUCCCAACGUUAAAGAUUGCCGGUGAAGCAAAAGUUUGGAUGGAUAGCGAAGAAGGCCAAGCCUCAAUGAAGGAGGCUUUCAACUCCACAUCGAGAUUUGCUAGAUUACAACAUAUACAAACGGCAUUGGCCGGAACCUUACUUUACGUGAGGUUUAGAACUACAACCGGUGAUGCUAUGGGUAUGAACAUGAUUAGUAAAGGUGUUGAACAUACGCUUAAACAGCUUAAAGAAGAAAGAUUCCCAGACAUGGAAGUCGUGAGUGUUAGUGGUAACUACUGUACUGAUAAAAAGAGUGCAGCAAUCAACUGGAUCAAUGGACGUGGAAAAUCAGUUGUAGCCGAAGCUAGAAUCCCGGAACAAGUCAUUAGUCAAGUUUUGAAAUGUGACGUUGAUUCCUUGGUUGAAGUUAAUGUCUCCAAGAACUUGAUUGGAUCAGCUCUCGCCGGCUCUAUAGGUGGAUUUAAUGCUCAUGCUGCCAAUUUGGUUGCAGCUCUUUUCUUGGCACUUGGACAGGAUCCUGCACAAGUUGUUGAGGGAUCCAAUUGUCUCACUUUAAUCGAUCGAGUAGGUACUGAACUAGUCAUUUCGGUGUCAAUGCCAUGUAUCGAAGUCGGAACUAUUGGAGGUGGUACUAUUCUUGACCCUCAAGGAUCAAUGUUAGAUCUCUUGGGUCUUCGUGGUCCACAUCCAACGAAUCCAGGACAAAACGCACAACAGCUUGCUAAAGUUGUUGCAUCGGCUGUCUUGGCUGCUGAGUUGAGUUUGAUUUCAGCCCUUGCUGCUGGGCAUUUGGUGCAGCUGCACAUGCAGCACAAUAGGAAACCAGCAGCCGGUUCUUGCAUUAAAAGUUAG